CGAACCAACUUGUAAUAAGAUGUUGUGUGGUUACGGUAACCAAAGGAGGUAUGAAGUAUAAAGUUCACGUUUGUUCACGGACUGAAAUACUCUACUCUACUCUACUCUUGUCUGAACUGAAGGGCAAGAAGAAUACCUGUCAGUGAGUGGUUCAGACGACUAGCUUUGAGUUCAUCAAGCCAGCAGGAUUGAGGUAUGAUGGCAAGGACACAAGCUUCAUUUGACUUCUGCCACAAUCCGCAUGCAGGCUCCCUCUUGCAGGGCUUGCAGGAACUGCGAUCAGACAACAGACUGCUUGAUGUCUCCCUUUGCGUCGCUGGAAAAGAGAUCCCGUGUCACCGAAAUGUUCUGGCUGCUUGCAGUGAAUACUUCUGUGCAAUGUUCUGCAAUGGACAUCGCGAGACCAAAGAGUAUAAAGUAACCAUUAACGAGGUCGACAGUAAUGCCUUGCAGCUUCUUGUGGACUAUGCAUACACAUCAAAAGUCACAAUCACAGAACACAAUGCUGUGGAACUUUUAGAAGGGGCCAACUUCUUCCAGAUCCAACCUGUGCGUGAUGCUUGUGUGACUUUCAUAUCCAACAAUCUGAGUUCUGACAACUGUCUGCAGAUGAUGCAUGUAGGUAACAUGCUGUCCUGUCCAGACCUGGAGAAGAAAGCAAGAUUAUGUGCCUUGAAGGAGUUUGCAGCAGUUAGUAAAACACCUGAGUUCCUUUCUUUGACAAAGGACCAGCUCAUCACACUUAUUUCAUCUGAUGACCUCAAUGCUUCAGAAGAAACAGUCUACACAGCAGUGAUGGCAUGGAUCAACCAUGACACUAGGGGGAGGAACCAGGAGAUGAAAGAGCUGAUGGAACUUGUCAGGUUUCCCUUCAUGGACAAGCUGUACUUCUUGGAGAAUGUGGAGAGUAACAACACUGUAUGCAAGACUUGCCAGGAUAUCGUCCUGGAAACUCGCAAGUACCAGCUGUUCCCUGGAGAGAUCCAGUCACCCCGCACCCGUCCCCGCCGUGCCAGUGGUCUGAAGGAGGCAGUAGUGAUCCUUGGAGGAAUGGAGAAGAAUAAUGAAGGGAGGCCAGUUUACUCUCACACCAUCACAAUGACAGACUCCAUGGAGCCAUCCAGCUCAAGCUGGGUGCCCAUGACCAGAAUGGAUAAGAGAAUAUGUCCCAACAACCCUGUGGCUGUUCUUGGCACAAGUGACAUUAUUGUGUCUCUUGACAAGGAAGUGUGGCUGUACCAACCAGAGCUGAACUCCUGGUCCAAACUUGCUGAGAUGAACUCAGAUCGAUAUUUUCAUGGCUUAGCAGUAUUACAAGGUAAAGUGUAUGCGAUUGGUGGUAGAAAUAACGUUCUUCCUGCUCUUUCAUCUGUAGAGGUCUAUGAUAGAAGGCAGCACAAGUGGACUGAAGGUGUACCUCUCCCACAGCCCAGGUAUGGUCAUGCCACUGCAGUGUUGGAUGACUACAUAUAUGUGAUGGGUGGGUUUGACAUUGAAAAGAAACGAACAUCUACAGUGUACCGCUUCAGCCCAGGGGACUCCCAGUGGCAACCACAGAGGGAUGCGCCUGUAGCAACCUGUACCUCAGCUUCAGUUCUCAAUGGUAGCAUCUAUGUCGCUGAACUACAGUCAUGUAUUUUCUGUUUUAAGCCUGAUGAUGAAGGUGGUCUCUGGAGUAAGGUAGCAUCAGGUGUUCCACCUUGCUGUGGAAUGACUGUCUUUGGUACAAAGCUCUAUAUCUGUGGAGGCAUGGGUAAAAGAAAUGGCGACGUGGAGGGGAGAACAGCAGUCAUGUGCCUAGAUCCAGAAACCCAGUCACUCAGCCAUGUAGGAACCAUGGACAAGGGUCUGUGUUGUCAUACUUGUGUCACCAUACUGAAGUGUUGCUAAUGCUCAAUUGACUGUACAAAGAAACAAGUCUUUUCUUUCAGUCUGAAUGUUCAUUGUACUUUUGACAAAAUAAAGUUGACACC
Messenger RNA from Branchiostoma floridae (Florida lancelet), 1973 nucleotides. Its product is annotated as kelch-like protein 24. Bases 196 to 1890 code for a protein of 564 amino acids. Gene Ontology annotation, molecular function: protein binding. NCBI's taxonomy places the organism in Eukaryota, Metazoa, Chordata, Leptocardii, Amphioxiformes, Branchiostomatidae. The record is from RefSeq and is a predicted model, not a curated record. The transcript is spliced from 2 exons.